AGUAAACUUCACGAUACUAUCAAUUGUUGAUCCUUCACGUCGGGAUUUCUGCCUAGUGAUUGAACUUGGGCUUCGCUUUACGUAUCUUUCAAUUGAUCUACGCCUUGAAGCCCUAACGUUCGCGCCGCCACCAUGAACACGACCAAGCGACAGAAGCAGCGCAAGGUGCUGUUGAUGGGAAAGUCAGGCGCGGGGAAAUCGUCCAUGCGGUCCAUCGUCUUCAGCAACUACGUCGCAAAGGAUGUGCGAAGGUUAGGCGCCACUAUAGAUGUCGAACAUAGCAAUAUCAAGUUCAUGGGCAACCUGAUGCUCAAUCUUUGGGAUUGCGGAGGACAAGACGGCUUUGUCGAGAACUACCUCACACACCAGCGAACCCAUGUCUUUGGCUCCGUCGCCGUCCUCAUCUUCGUCUUCGAUAUCGAGUCCCGUGAAUUCCAAGCCGACGUUGUCUCCUACUCCAACAUCAUCCGCGCUCUAUCCGAAUCUUCUCCCUCCGCCAAAGUCUUCUGCCUGAUCCACAAGAUGGAUCUCGUCCAAUCUCGUCUACGAGUUCAACUCUUUGAAGAGCGUGCCGAAUACAUACGUCAGGCUUCAGAAGGCUUCAAGGACGAAGUCGAGUUCUUCCCAACCUCCAUCUGGGACCAGAGUCUCUACAAGGCGUGGACGCAAAUCAUAUACUAUCUCAUCCCGAACGCGGGCACAAUCGAGUCGCUGCUACAACAGCUCGCAGAGGUUAUCGACGCUAGGGAACUCAUUCUAUACGAGAGGACGACUUGUCUAAUGGUCACACAUGUAACGCGGGGAAUGGAGAGUCAGAAUCCUUUCAUCGACCGCUUCGAGCGCAUAUCGAGCAUUCUUAAGACGCACAAACAAUCAAUGGCAAAACACACCAACCUCCCCCCGAACAUCGCAAACUUCGCCGAGAUGCAGAUCAAAACCGGCCGCUUCAUGUUCUUCAUCACGCGCCUGACCGAGAACACCAACCUCGCCGCCUCGAUCCCCCCCUCCGAACAAGUCUUCAACGCCGCGAGAGUCAACAUCAUGCUCGUCCGCCCGCGCUUCGCGGAGCUCGACAUUGCGAGCAAGCCCCGCCUGGGUAUGCAGCAGGCCUUUGCGCACGGCGCCGAGGGUGGCGAGAGGGAGAGGAAGGAUGGGGAGCCGGCGUAUUGAGGUGUGAGGGACUGUUCAUGUGACUUGAUAUAAGGAUAUGUCUGUCACAGGCACGAGUAGAGCGGAGCGGCGCGAGGAGGGAAUACCGGACUUCUUGGAGUAAAUUAUGAUACCCAUAUAUACAUAUGUAAAACCAAUGCCAAUACACGUACAAGUACAAAUGACUGGCAGAUUUCAAUUUGAA
Molecule: messenger RNA, 1354 nt
Organism: Aaosphaeria arxii CBS 175.79
Lineage: Eukaryota; Fungi; Ascomycota; Dothideomycetes; Pleosporales
Product: GTP-binding protein GTR1
Exons: 2
Coding region: 133-1170 (345 amino acids)
Biological process (GO): cellular response to starvation; cellular response to amino acid stimulus; regulation of autophagy
Cellular component (GO): fungal-type vacuole membrane; Gtr1-Gtr2 GTPase complex; nucleus
Molecular function (GO): GTPase activity; GTP binding
Source: RefSeq, a predicted model, not a curated record